This is a messenger RNA of Aphanomyces invadans, 596 nucleotides long. RefSeq lists its product as hypothetical. NCBI's taxonomy places the organism in Eukaryota, Oomycota, Saprolegniomycetes, Saprolegniales, Verrucalvaceae. Bases 75 to 503 code for a protein of 142 amino acids. The transcript has a single exon. The record is from RefSeq and is a predicted model, not a curated record.
UGUGAGAACCCGGACGGAAACUCCCGCCCGUCGAGGUCGGAGAGGAUGCAAAUCCUCUCAGCUCCGGGUUCGCCAUGGCAAAGCCAGUUAAGCGUCGCCAGUUCACUCUGGACAAAGACGUCAUGUUGCUGACGCAAGUGAGCUCCCAGCAACCCUUUCUUGCUCUCUGUGGCUCGAUAAUGGAUGUGAGAGACUCCGUUGACAAGAACCUUGCGUCGCUCGACGAAUUUGACCGUCCCAACUUUGAGGGCAAGAAGGUUCAAGCACGCUUUACGCUUCUCACGCGUGACCAUGCCAACUCGACUGCCGCAUCUGCGAGAGCAUCCGGCGUUGUAGAAGACGUCAACGAGACGACCAUUCUGCUUGACGAACUUGCAAGCAAAAUGAAAGUGCAGACGAUGAAGACGAGCGAUGUGCAAGUGCUGAUCAACGUGCUGUGGAGGCUGAAGCGCAAGUUCGGUGAAGUCACCAGGCAAGCGACAGAUCGACAACGUCGACUGUGAAACACCUCGGUGGAGGAGGCAAAAUACUGAAGGUGGUUGCUCUCACGAAUGAGGCAAACAAUAGUGAAGUUACGAACAUGAGAUGGACGAGCG